Molecule: messenger RNA, 1032 nt
Organism: Heterostelium album PN500
Lineage: Eukaryota; Evosea; Eumycetozoa; Acytosteliales; Acytosteliaceae
Gene: dafE
Product: diaminopimelate epimerase
Exons: 3
Coding region: 1-1032 (343 amino acids)
Cellular component (GO): cytosol
Molecular function (GO): diaminopimelate epimerase activity
Source: RefSeq, a predicted model, not a curated record
AUGGAUUUCUAUGAUAGUGAUGCAACCAUCACAGAGAUAGAAGAUGAUAAUACAGUUCCUGUUAUAAAUAGUAAAAUAAAUGGAUAUUCAAAUAAUGUCAACAGUAGCAAUAGCAAUAAUAAUAAUAAUAAUAAUACAUUUGUAAAUAGAACAUCUUUAAAUAAUAUAAAUCUAGAAGCAGGCGAUAUCCAAAACGAUCCACCUUUAAUACUUCAUUUCUAUCCCGCCAUACAACAACGGCGCCAGAAAUCACAUUAUUUGUCCAACGCCUCUGAGUUCGUCGCCUUCGCACGGACAGCAGCAAUCGACACAUCACUGCUUCUCCGCCGCCAAUCCACUCGUGCCGUUCUUCACACGCUGCGAAGGCAGCAAUCCAUACCAACGCCUGGUUUCCGGCCAGCCACUUUUCCUCUCUAUCAACACGAUCGCCGGAAUCAUGCAGUGUUGUCCACUGCCAGCGCAUCCACAAAACAACUCACGAACUCUCUGGGUCAAAGUGUUCCCGCCGAACAAUGCCAGUUGUUGAUCGAGCAACAACAACAGCAAGAGAGUCGCCAACAGCCAAAACUCCUCUCAAUAAAAUCAAAGCAAGAAGACUUUUGCAAGAUGUUGCCAUUCAAAGGUCACUUUAUCAAUGCCACUCUCGUGAGCAUGGGUAAUCCUCACUGCGUUGUCCACCUCGAGAAUGUCCAGGACUUCCCAAUGGACUACUACGGUGAGGUCAUCGAAACACAUCCAAUCUUCCCAGACAAAACCAACGUUGAAUUCGUUGAGGUGAUCUCAAGCAAUCAAGUGAGAGCACGUGUCUGGCAGCGUGGAUGUGGUACCACCAAUGCAUGCGGUACUGGCGCCUGUGCCAUUGUCGUCGCCGGUGUUCUCCGUGGCAAAACCGACAGAAAAUGUACCGUUCACAUGGAUGGUGGCAGUCUUGAAGUGGAAUGGAGAAACGAAGACGAGUAUGUCUAUCACAGUGGUCCUUCUACAACCACUUUCCAAGGUACAGUCAGAUUCUUCCUUUCUGAACUCCAUUAA